CUUCUACGAAGAGAAAAUACCAGUUGAAAGCACUGAAAAACGAAAAGCAAACGUAACCGCCGAAUCACCCGACUGUUUUUUGGUUGGGCUACCAAUGGAGACAGCGGCUGCCGGCGGUGCCCUCGGCGGGGAUGAUCUAGCUUCUUCAUCUCCCAUCACAGCCAUAUCUCGGUGGACCUUUGCUGUGUCGCAGCGGUACCAGUACUUCCUGGACAAGACUGUCCCACACAUCUUCUACCGCUGGAUCGCCUGCCUGGCGUUGCUAUUCUUCUACUCCCUGCGCGUCUACUUCGUCCAAGGCUUCUACAUCGUCACCUACGGCCUCGGCAUCUACAUGUUGAAUCUUCUUAUCGGGUUUCUUUCCCCUCAGGUUGACCCCGAGAUUGAAGAUGGACCUACCCUCCCGACUCGUGGAUCGGACGAGUUCAGGCCCUUCGUUCGCCGCCUCCCGGAGUUCAAGUUCUGGUACUCGAUUACAAAGGCUUUCUGCAUUGCUUUUGUUAUGACAUUCUUCAGCAUGUUUGAUGUACCUGUAUUCUGGCCCAUACUGCUUUUCUACUGGCUUUUACUAUUCAUUCUGACCAUGAAGAAGCAGAUACUGCACAUGAUCAAAUAUAAAUAUGUCCCUUUCUCAUUUGGGAAACAGCGAUAUGAUGGAAAAAGGGCACCUUCAGCUGAAAGUGCAAGCACUUCUAAGGAUUGACUUAGGUAGUAGGAUCAAUGUUGCUUCACUUAAGUUAUAUAUCAGAGGUGGUCCGGCCUUUCCUUUUCAGUAUCCCCCACUUCAGUUUACUUUUGACAGCUUAAGAUCUGCAGGGAUGUGCUGGUAUAUGUUGUCUCUGAGACUAACAAUGGGACACAGAAUAAUUAUUCUUUUCCCUGGCAAUUUUCUGGGUCACCAUUCAGAUAUCGUCAAAAUUUCAGCUGGCUAAUUCAUGUAUAGGAGAGGCAUGUGUUGCUUAGGCCUUCAUCCCAUGACUUGUACUUACAACAAUAUCAGUUAAGGAGUGCAAUUAGUUUUCUCAAGUUCAAUUUUGAAAAUUGUACUUUUCUUUAGUUGAAAUAUGGAAUUGCCCUCCUGUUUGUUACAAUGCAAUGCCUAUCAGCUGAGCAGGUUUUAUGAUCUUUUAGUUUCUGGGUCUCACAUUUUUCUUAU
Molecule: messenger RNA, 1156 nt
Organism: Rubroshorea leprosula
Lineage: Eukaryota; Viridiplantae; Streptophyta; Magnoliopsida; Malvales; Dipterocarpaceae
Source: the annotation of a GenBank genome assembly